Molecule: messenger RNA, 616 nt
Organism: Molossus molossus (Pallas's mastiff bat)
Lineage: Eukaryota; Metazoa; Chordata; Mammalia; Chiroptera; Molossidae
Gene: CISD3
Product: CDGSH iron sulfur domain 3
Exons: 4
Coding region: 16-390 (124 amino acids)
Cellular component (GO): intracellular membrane-bounded organelle
Molecular function (GO): 2 iron, 2 sulfur cluster binding
Source: RefSeq, a predicted model, not a curated record
GCGGCGGGGGCCAGCAUGGGAGUCGUGGGCGCGUUCCUGCGACCAGUGGCCUGGAAGCUGAACCAGAGGCGUGACAUCUCCUCCUGGCUGGCCAAAUGGUUCCCCAAAACCCCAGCCAAGUCUGUGGUGGCCCUAAAAACACCCAUCAAAGUGGAACUGGUGGCAGGGAAAACCUACAGGUGGUGUGUGUGUGGCCGCAGCAAAAAGCAGCCCUUCUGUGAUGGCUCCCACUUCUUCCAACACACUGGCCUCUCCCCACUCAAGUUCAAAGCCCAGGAGACCCGAACAGUGGCCCUAUGUACCUGCAAGGCCACUCAGAAGCCUCCAUACUGUGAUGGCACCCACAGGAGUGAGAGAGUGCAGAAGGCAGAAGUGGGCUCCCCACUCUGAGCGGGUGGCUGCUGCCCAGCCACAAGCCUCUGACAGGCACCCUCUUGGUGGGGAAGGAAAGUGAAUGCCAAGCCCAAGAAAGGAUCGUCCCGGGACCCCAGUACCCACAACUGGCUUGUAAAGGACUUGUUCCCCAUAACCGGAGGUCUCCAAUCUGGGGCAGCCAGGAACAGGUCCCUGGUUUAACACCUGCUGGUGAAGAAGAUGGCAUUAAACAAGCUUGUGU